Molecule: messenger RNA, 750 nt
Organism: Komagataella phaffii GS115
Lineage: Eukaryota; Fungi; Ascomycota; Pichiomycetes; Pichiales; Pichiaceae
Product: 6-phosphogluconolactonase, catalyzes the second step of the pentose phosphate pathway
Exons: 1
Coding region: 1-750 (249 amino acids)
Biological process (GO): carbohydrate metabolic process; pentose-phosphate shunt
Molecular function (GO): 6-phosphogluconolactonase activity
Source: RefSeq, a predicted model, not a curated record
AUGGUACAAAUCUAUUCCUAUGAACGAUCUGAUGAAAUUGCUAAUGCAGUAGCCAAUUACAUAUUAGACAUUCAGGAUCACGUACUAAAAACUAAUACUGUUUUUAGGAUCGCUGUCAGUGGAGGCUCCCUUGGCAAGGUAUUAAAGAAGGGAUUGAUAGACAAUCAAGAGAACAGAUCAAAAAUUGCCUGGGAUAAAUGGCAUGUGUAUUUCAGUGACGAAAGGUUAGUAAAACUCAAUCACGAGGACUCCAAUUAUGCCCUAUUCAAUGAAAUGGUUUUGAAGCCUCUACAAAAAUUCAAAAUGCCACUACCAAGAGUUGUCACCAUCAAGGAGGAUCUAUUAGAUGAAAGCCGAAUAAACGAUGCAAUGAUAGCAAGUGAGUAUGAACAUCACCUUCCCAGUGUUUUGGAUCUUGUCCUUUUGGGAUGUGGACCUGAUGGUCAUACUUGUUCCCUUUUUCCGAACCACAAACUAUUAAGGGAAACCUCAAAACGCAUUGCUGCUAUAUCAGAUUCUCCCAAGCCACCUUCGAGGAGAAUAACUUUCACAUUUCCAGUCCUUGAGAACUCCUCUAAUAUAGCUUUUGUCGCCGAAGGAGAAGGAAAAUCUCCUGUCUUAAGGCAAAUUUUUGGAGAAGAAAAGACCAAUUUACCAUGCGAAAUCGUAAACAAAUUAUCUACUCGAGUGAGUUGGUUUGUCGAUAACCAUGCUCUUAGUGGAGUCUCCGUUUCUACUUCGAAAUACUGA